Molecule: messenger RNA, 633 nt
Organism: Fusarium verticillioides 7600
Lineage: Eukaryota; Fungi; Ascomycota; Sordariomycetes; Hypocreales; Nectriaceae
Exons: 1
Coding region: 1-633 (210 amino acids)
Source: RefSeq, a predicted model, not a curated record
AUGAAGCAACUCUUGAUUAGCGACAAGGGCAAGGCUCUGUGCAACCUCAUCAAAGCAGAAUAUGCAAGGAUUGGCCAACAGAUGCCUACAGAUUUGGCUUCCAAUCUGGCCUACGAUCUCAGCAAGUUCACCCGAGAAUCUGUGAUGACCGACUACGAUGCUCCCGACCAUGAUACAGUUUUCCAAGAGGUCACUGCGGAUACCAACAAACGCAGGAACUCCAAAACGCUCCUCGCGGUCACCUUCCCUCAGUGGUUCUUCCUGGCAGUUACACUAGGAGCCAACAACCCUUCGCUUGCGCCAGUCAAGGAGAUUAUGGAAACUCACUGCGGAUGUGAGUUUUCGUCCAAGGACAUCGAUUUCAACUCCCUCCCGGUGGAAAAAUAUGACGAGCUUUUCACGGAUAUCAACAUCGGAGUUGAGAACACUGAGGGGCCUUUGGAGAAGGUUCUCUCCGCGGACAGCCUUGCGGGAGCAAUCGACGAGGAGGGAGUUGACCAAGUGAGCCUUUGCGAAGUUCUGGGUGACAUUCGACAUGACAUCGCCAAUCUAGAAGAGAAGGUGAAUGACGUUGUGGACAUUGCCGACUCUUUGGCCACAGACAUCCCCGAGAUCAAGAAGAACACUGAUUGA